GGCGGAAGCCAUGUUGGAGCUUCACCCGGAGCGAGGGGCUGCGAGCGUUCUCCUCUCCCCGUGGGUGUGACCGGGGUUCGGCGCGGCGCGGCUGCGAGGGGCGGGGACGGUUAGCCCGGUCGUCGCCGUCGUUGGCGGCGGCGGCGCGAGGGGAGCGGCGGCCGCGGCGUGGAGCCGGGCGAUUGUGACCUCCGGGGGAGCAGGGGUCCCGCCGCGGCUCCCACUCUCCGUGUGGCCCCCUGAGCGCCCCCCCUCCCCGGCCCGGGAGGGAGGCGGGGGGCACCCGGGCCCGCCAUGAACCCCGGCUUCGAUCUGUCCCGCCGGAACCCGCAGGAGGACUUCGAGCUGAUUCAGCGCAUCGGUAGCGGCACCUACGGCGACGUCUACAAGGCCCGGAAUGUUAACACUGGUGAAUUAGCAGCAAUUAAAGUAAUAAAGUUGGAACCAGGUGAAGACUUUGCAGUUGUGCAGCAAGAAAUUAUUAUGAUGAAAGACUGUAAACACCCAAAUAUUGUUGCUUAUUUUGGAAGCUAUCUCAGGCGAGAUAAGCUUUGGAUAUGCAUGGAGUUUUGUGGAGGUGGCUCUUUACAGGAUAUUUAUCAUGUAACGGGACCUCUGUCAGAAUUGCAAAUUGCAUAUGUUAGCCGAGAAACACUACAGGGACUAUACUAUCUUCACAGUAAAGGAAAAAUGCACAGAGAUAUAAAGGGAGCUAACAUUCUGUUAACGGAUAAUGGUCAUGUGAAAUUGGCUGAUUUUGGAGUAUCUGCACAGAUAACAGCUACAAUUGCCAAACGGAAGUCUUUCAUUGGUACACCAUAUUGGAUGGCUCCAGAAGUCGCAGCCGUUGAGAGGAAAGGGGGGUACAAUCAGCUCUGUGACCUCUGGGCAGUGGGGAUCACCGCCAUAGAACUUGCUGAGCUCCAGCCUCCUAUGUUUGACUUACACCCAAUGAGAGCAUUAUUUCUAAUGACAAAAAGCAAUUUUCAGCCUCCUAAACUAAAGGAUAAAGUGAAGUGGUCAAAUAGUUUUCAUCAUUUUGUGAAAAUGGCACUUACCAAAAAUCCAAAAAAAAGACCAACAGCUGAAAAGUUAUUACAGCAUCCGUUUGUCACACAACCUUUGACACGGUCUUUGGCAAUUGAACUAUUGGAUAAAGUGAAUAAUCCUGAUCAUUCCACUUACCAUGAUUUUGAUGAUGAUGAUCCUGAGCCUCUUGUUGCUGUGCCACAUAGAAUUCAUUCAACAAGUAGAAACGUGAGAGAAGAAAAAACACGCUCGGAGAUCAACUUUGGCCAAGUAAAAUUUGAUCCACCCUUAAGGAAAGAGACAGAACCACAUCAUGAACUUCCCGACAGUGAUGGUUUUUUCGACAGUUCAGAAGAAAUAUACUACACUGCAAGAUCUAAUCUGGAUCUACAACUAGAAUAUGGACAAGGACACCAAGGUAGUUACUUUUUAGGUGCAAACAAGAGUCUUCUCAAGUCUGUUGAGGAAGAAUUACAUCAGCGAGGGCAUGUGGCACAUUUAGAAGAUGAUGAAGGGGAUGAUGAUGAAUCUAAACAUUCAACCAUGAAAGCAAAAGUUCCACCUCCUUUGCCACCAAAGCCUAAGUCCAUAUUCAUACCCCAGGAAACUCAUUCUACUGAGGAUGAUAAUCAAGGAACAAUCAAGAGAUGUCCCAUGUCAGAGAGCCCAGCUAAACCAUCCCAAGUCCCACCUAGACCACCACCUCCCAGAUUGCCUCCACAAAAGCCUGUUGCUUUAGGAAAUGGAGUGGGCUCCUUCCAGUUAAAUGGUGAACGAGAUGGAUCAUUAUAUCAACAACAGAAUGAACAUAGAGGAACAAACCUUUCAAGGAAAGAAAAGAAAGAUGUACCAAAGCCUAUUAGUAACGGUCUACCCCCAACACCUAAAGUGCAUAUGGGUGCUUGUUUUUCAAAGGUUUUUAAUGGGUGUCCCUUGAAAAUUCACUGUGCAACAUCAUGGAUAAACCCCGAUACCAGAGAUCAGUACUUGAUAUUUGGUGCCGAAGAAGGGAUUUAUACCUUGAAUCUUAAUGAACUUCAUGAAACAUCAAUGGAACAGCUAUUUCCCCGCAGGUGUACAUGGUUGUAUGUAAUGAACAAUUGCUUAUUAUCAAUAUCUGGUAAAGCUUCUCAGCUUUAUUCCCAUAAUUUACCAGGGCUUUUUGAUUAUGCAAGACAAAUGCAAAAGUUACCUGUUGCUAUUCCAGCACACAAACUCCCUGACAGAAUACUGCCAAGGAAAUUUGCUGUAUCAGCAAAAAUCCCUGAAACCAAGUGGUGUCAGAAGUGUUGUGUUGUGAGAAAUCCUUACACAGGCCAUAAAUACCUAUGUGGGGCACUUCAGACUAGCAUUGUUCUAUUGGAAUGGGUUGAACCAAUGCAGAAAUUCAUGUUAAUUAAGCACAUAGAUUUUCCUAUACCAUGUCCACUUAGAAUGUUUGAAAUGCUGGUAGUUCCCGAACAGGAGUACCCAUUAGUUUGUGUUGGUGUCAGUAAAGGGAGAGACUUCAACCAAGUGGUUCGAUUUGAAACAGUCAAUCCAAAUUCUACCUCUUCGUGGUUUACAGAAUCAGAUACUCCACAGACAAGUGUCACUCACGUAACCCAACUGGAGAGAGACACCAUUCUUGUGUGCUUGGACUGUUGUAUAAAAAUAGUAAAUCUCCAAGGAAGAUUAAAAUCUAGCAGAAAAUUAUCAUCAGAACUCACCUUUGAUUUCCAGAUUGAAUCAAUAGUUUGCCUACAAGACAGUGUGCUAGCUUUCUGGAAACAUGGAAUGCAAGGUAGAAGUUUUAGAUCUAAUGAGACAAUUUUAGUGCCUAUUUCAUGUGCUUCAGAUAAUCAAUCACCCUUAUAUUCAGAACAGGAACUUCCUAAUUCUGCUAAACGUAACACAAGAAAUUUCAGAUAGCACAAGAAUUUUCAGACUGCUUGGAUCUGACAGGGUCGUGGUUUUGGAAAGUAGGCCAACUGAUAACCCCACAGCAAAUAGCAAUUUAUACAUCCUGGCGGGUCAUGAAAACAGUUACUGAGAAAUGUGCUUUGGCAGUUAACUAUGAAAAAAGAACACUACCACUGCAACACUAAUGGAUGCUUGAAGCUGUACAAAGGCUGCAGUAACCUGGCUGAGUUACUUGUAAUUUAUUGUGGCAUGAGACAAGAUGGGGAAGCUUUUUGUUUUAAGUGGUAUGGAUAUAUUUAGCAUAUUGAACCACACAAGUGCUUAAUUCAUUGUUAUGUAAUCUUUGUACAUAUAGGCAGUAUUUUUCUGUAAAACUUCAUAUUGCUAAAGACAUACACUAAGAAUUUAUGUAGAUAAUGUACUUUUAUGAGAUGUACAAGUAAGUGUCUUAUCUGUACAAAUGUAAAUGUUGAUGAAAAUGCAAUUGGAGUUAAUAUUUUAAGAAUUCUUUAGUAUACUCUUGGUGUGACUAUAUUACAAAAUGGGAUGCUGGCAAUGAAACAGUACAUUUAACACUAUUGUAUUUUUAUUAUAUGUAAUUUAGUAAUAUGAAUAUAAACCUUGUAACUUUUAAAGUUAUGAUGGAGGCUGUAAUCAUUUUAUAAUCUUGUUUUUAAUUUUAAUGCAAGUACACUGGUGUUUAUAUUUGCACAAAGUAUUGAUACGUGAUGCAGUCAGUCACAAAAGUAAGCUGUGACAUUGUCAAUAUGCAUUUGGCGCCACAACAUCUUUUUAAAAUGUAUUUGGAUUGUUUUCUAUGUGAAACAAACCAAUUAACCACCUGUUGUAGUAACUGGUCUUUUUAUAUUUAAGCAGAAUCUGUAAGAUUGCUUGUCUGUGCUUAAAAACAAUACCUUUGAAAAAAUUUUGAGUCACAGAAUAGCGGUACCAUGAUAUAACACUGCAGUUGUCUGAACUACAGUAUGCACAAAGAAUAAAUUAGCAUUAAUAAAGAGUCCACACUAAACAUUUCAUAUAAUCACAUUGAAGAGCUGUAACAUUCCAUAGAGUGAAGUGGUUCAAAUUUCUAGUGGAAUUUUUACUUUUGUUGGCCUUAUUUUAUGAUCAUUUUCCUAUUUUUUUUAUUUAGAGCAGUGGUUCUCAACCCGUGGGUCACGAACAAUGAAAAUACAUCCUGCAUAUCAGAUAUUUACAUUACGAUUCCUAACAGUAGCAAAAUUACAGUUAUGAAGUAGCAACGAAAAUAAUGUUAUGGUUGGGGGUCACCACAACGUGAGGAACUGUAUUAAAGGGUCGCGGCAUUAGGAAGGUUGAGAACCACUGAUUUAGGGUUUAACACAUGGCCAAAAUAAUUUAGUUACUACCUCAUAUAAACAGUAUAAUGGUUACUACACAUCACAGGAACUUAGUUUUGGUUCAAGUCAUUUUUUAUUGCUUUUUUCCAAUGGAAUAUGUAUAUACCAAGUUUUAGCAGAAUGCACACUCUUGGCUCUUUUUUGGUAUAUGGUCUUUAUAUUUUAAUGUAAGUAUAUACACUAAGAACAAACUAAAUUGUGAUUUAUGAUCUUCAUUUAUUUUAAUUGACAAUGCUUUUAAAUAUGUGUCUGAUUGUACAUAGUGUAAAAUAAACAUGUUUUUUUAACA
Myotis daubentonii (Daubenton's bat) is the source of this 4596-nucleotide messenger RNA. It is a transcript of the gene MAP4K3, whose product is annotated as mitogen-activated protein kinase kinase kinase kinase 3. NCBI's taxonomy places the organism in Eukaryota, Metazoa, Chordata, Mammalia, Chiroptera, Vespertilionidae. The record is from RefSeq and is a predicted model, not a curated record. Gene Ontology annotation, cellular component: cytoplasm. Gene Ontology annotation, biological process: protein phosphorylation; intracellular signal transduction. Gene Ontology annotation, molecular function: MAP kinase kinase kinase kinase activity; ATP binding.